Messenger RNA from Bufo bufo (common toad), 381 nucleotides. RefSeq names its product histone H2B type 2-F. Gene Ontology annotation, molecular function: DNA binding; protein heterodimerization activity; structural constituent of chromatin. The transcript has a single exon. NCBI's taxonomy places the organism in Eukaryota, Metazoa, Chordata, Amphibia, Anura, Bufonidae. The coding region runs from base 1 to 381 and encodes 126 amino acids. Gene Ontology annotation, cellular component: nucleosome. The record is from RefSeq and is a predicted model, not a curated record.
AUGCCCGAUCCAGCCAAGUCCGCCCCAGCGCCCAAGAAGGGCUCCAAGAAAGCCGUCACCAAGGUUCAGAAGAAGGACGGCAAGAAGCGGAGGAAGAGCAGGAAGGAGAGCUAUGCCAUCUACGUCUACAAGGUGCUGAAGCAGGUCCACCCCGACACCGGCAUCUCCUCCAAGGCCAUGGGCAUCAUGAACUCCUUCGUCAACGACAUCUUCGAGCGCAUCGCAGGGGAAGCCUCCCGCCUGGCUCACUACAACAAGCGCUCCACCAUCACCUCCCGGGAGAUCCAGACCGCCGUGCGCCUGCUGCUGCCCGGAGAGCUGGCCAAGCACGCCGUCUCCGAGGGCACCAAGGCCGUCACCAAGUACACCAGCGCCAAGUGA